Symbiodinium sp. CCMP2456 is the source of this 871-nucleotide messenger RNA. The record is from the annotation of a GenBank genome assembly. NCBI's taxonomy places the organism in Eukaryota, Dinophyceae, Suessiales, Symbiodiniaceae.
GUGCGAGUGGUCUCUGAAGAGGCUGGUCCUCUCUACUUCUCUAGAGAAGGUGCCGACGGACUUCUCUGUGCUGCUCGAGGAGCAGCACAUUCUCUGGGGCUGGGAGCUCCUCUGCUGGACCUGGCCUCUGAAUUGCAAGCAGUUCUCUUUCAUCGAGCCGACUCUCCUCUACCAGCUCGAGGUGGUGAGUGCAGCCUCUGACUGGCCGCACAAAGCUCUGGAGCAGCUCUUGGAUGGAAAGUGCCGCCUGCUCUGCCCCAUCUGGUCUGUGAGCCCCAACCACUGGACGCUCUUGGAAGGGGAGAGGGCCAGGAGUGUGGCUGCUUUGCUGGGGGUGCUCGACCCUGCUCUCGUGCCUGUGAACGCCUCUCGUCAAGCCGACAACGAGUGCGGGUUCUUCGUCCUCUCUUGGAUGGAGUUGAUCGUGGCGGGCCUCUCCGAAGGACCUGCCUCUCGACUGUGGCCGGCUGAGCUCGCUAAGGUCUGGCACAAGCAGCGACUGCUGCCUCUCGAGAAGGCUCUCCAGAAGGAGAGGACAAAGCUCUCGGAGGACAAGAAGAAGCAGGAGGCCAAGGCUCUCAAGUUGCAGGAGCAGCUCUCGGCCUCUCAGGCAAAGGCAGCCAAGGCUCUCGAGUCCUCUGAGAAGCUGAAGGCCUCUGCAAAGGCUGCAGCCAAGAAGUCUCUGGAGGAGAACUCUAUGCACUUCAGGUACACCGACCUCUCCCAGGAGGCAGUGAAGCAGAUCCGGCAUCUCUAUCUCUUCGGCCUGAAAAGAUGCUCUCGAUGCAGAUGGCAGACAGGUUGCCUCUCUUGCGACCACGAGUACCUCUUUCCCUACCUCAUGAAGAAGGAGGCUCUCAAAAAAGCCAAG